AUGACACACCUCUCACUCUUUUUGCAGAAUCUAUCAGGAACAAUCCCCAGUGAGCUAGGACUCAUGAAGGAUCUUAAUGACUUGCACCUGUGGAACAACUCCAUGACAGGAACAUUGCCCAGUGAAGUGGUUGCAUUGAGGCAUUGGAGGGAGUGUGGCUUCCAUUACAACCAAUUCUCAGGGACAAUCCCAACAGAGCUUGGACUGGCGACAUCUCUCCGAAGACUUAGAAUGAUUGCCAACAAAUUGUCCGGUCCAGUUCCAAGUGAGAUUGGCCUCUUGCAUCGUGCCGAAGAUCUUUUGCUUAUGAACAACUCGCUUUCAGGAUUCAUCCCCACAGAGAUUGGAUACAUGUUGCAGAGAGACAGUCGCUACAUUGAUCUCAGCUAUAACUCCCUCACUGGUACCAUCCCUAGUGAAUUGGGCCUGUUCAACAAAUCGGAUGAAUUGGGGCAUUUUGAGAUCAAGGUCAAGGGAGUCUCGCUGCGGAACAACGCUCUCACGGGCACUAUUCCCACUGAGUUAGGAAUGAUGAAACACCUCGAGGCGCUGUACCUUGGAAAUACACUUCUUUCUGGACCCGUUCCGUCCGAGUUGGGUGAGUUGAGUGACCUAGUCAUGUUGGAACUGUCCAACUUGCCUCUGUUGACUGGGUCCAUUCCAGAUGAGGUAUUCAACCUGACUUUGAAGGUAUUCAGGAUUGAUGGAAGCAACCAGCUUUCUGGUACAAUUGCGGAAGCUUUGUGUGCUAUUGAAGGAUCUGAGUGUGAUUUGAGCUUUGGGAUUUUGAGGUAUCAGCCCCAGGAUCCCCGGGAGUGUUUUGUCAGGUUUGACUGCACAGAUGUAGUCUGUGGUUGUGAUUGCCUCUGUAGCAAUGCUACUUUGUCAUUCAAUUCAACCGAGAGCUGA
Molecule: messenger RNA, 909 nt
Organism: Seminavis robusta
Lineage: Eukaryota; Bacillariophyta; Bacillariophyceae; Naviculales; Naviculaceae
Source: the annotation of a GenBank genome assembly